AGGCUGCGUCGCGCUCCUGCGUCUGUGAUUCUCCUGAAGACGCACUGUCGCUCAGCCCCCCACCAGCUGGGUGAACUCCUCCGCGGUGCCUGGCGGCAGCACUGGAUGACCCUCAGUGGACGACAAGACACUUCUCCAGCGCCCGGUGGACAGCGAUGGCUCCUCCGGUUUUGGGCAGCCGGCAGGAGUCUCCGAAUUCCCUCUUUUAUAUCCUACCGAUCUCCUCCGUGGGACUCGAGACCGGACAGGACAAAGUGUCAAAACGCACAGAAAAACUCCUGUUGAAGCUGCUAAGAUCCAUGUGACACACUAUUAUAAAGAUGGAAUGUAUUAAAGAAGAGAGUGAAGACAUGAGGAUUGAAGAAUUUUUCAGAGGCAAACAUGAAGAUACUGAGACACAAACGGAGAUGGUGUUUAUUAAAGAGGAGAGUGUGGACACAAGGAAUGAAGAAGCAUUCAGAGUCAAACAUGAAGAUAUUGAGACACAAACAGAGAUGGUGUUUAUUAAAGAGGAGAGUGAAGACAUGAGGAAUGAAGAAGCAUUCAGAGUAAAACAUGAAAAUACUGAGGAACAAAUAGAGAUGGUAUUAAUUAAAGAGGAGAGUGAAGACUUGAGGAAUGAAGAAGCAUACAGAGUCAAACGUGAAGGUACUGAGGAACAAACAGACCCGAAAGAGGAGCAUGAAUUAUUGAAUGAAAUGCAAGAUAAAGAUCAGUACACCAAAUAUAAUUCCAUAACUGGAGAAAAAUCUUUUAGUUGUUCACAGACUGAAAAGUCUUCCUCACUGAAAAGAGCUCAAAAGACUGAAAGUAGAAGUAAUUUCACUUGCCAACACUGCGGAAAGAAUUUCAAUCAACAAGGAAACCUUAAAGUCCACAUGAGAAUUCACACCGGAGUGAAGCCUUACACCUGCAAACAGUGUGGAAAUACUUUCACAGAAAAAGGAAACCUUAAAAAACAUAUGAGAGUUCACACAGGAGAGAAGCCUUACACGUGCAAACAGUGUGGAAAGAGUUUCAAUCAACAAGGAAUCCUUAAUGUCCACAUGAGAGUUCACACUGGAGAGAAGCCGUACACCUGCCCUCAGUGUGGAAAUAGUUUCACUGAAAAUGGAAACCUUAAAAGGCACAUGAGAAUUCAUACUGGAGAGCAGCCUUAUGCAUGCCUUCAAUGUGGAAAGAAUUUUACACAUAAAAGCAUUUAUAAUGCCCACAUGGGAAUUCACACUGGUGAGAAGCCUUUUACCUGCCAACAGUGUGGAAAACAUUUCAGUCAACAAGGAAACCUUAAAGUCCACAUUAGAGUUCACACCGGAGAGAAGCCUUACACCUGCAAACAAUGUGGACAUGGUUUCAUUAAAAAAGAAAGCCUUAAAAGACACAUGAGAGUUCACACUGGUGAGAAGCCUUACACGUGCUCUCAGUGUGGAAUCAGUUUCACUCAACUAUCAAGCUUUAACAGGCACAUGAGAGUUCACAUCAGAAAGGAGCAUUAAAACUUCUGUGUGGAAGAACUUCAAAACUAAACAUCAAGGCCAAUGUAUACUAUGGUUUUUACAUCUACACGAUGGUCUGCGUACACUUUGCAUGACACAAAAUACACCAAAAUAGUCUGCAUGAUUGAAAUCGCAAAAUUGCACGUUCUGAUUGUUAGGGUUCAAAGUCCAAAGCGUCCAAAUCUGUGUGUGCUGAUACAAUGUUAUUUGUAAGUUGUUCAGUCACAUUAAUGAAUUUUUACAAGACAUGACAAUGAGAUAAGUACGAUGUAUUCGUAUUGAGACUCGUUAAUAAAUCUGCUGUUGUCAACGAAAAGAAGCUCUGAGGUCUUCCUACGCGUUUCUGUCAAAAUAAAAGUUGAGAAAAAGCAAGAGCUCUAUCAAUAUUUAAAUAGAUGUUAGUAUUAUAAUUUAACUGUUGUUCUGUAAACAAAAAUUAAGUGAGUUAUAAUGAUAAGCACUACAACAGUUCUGCUGAUACAUUGUAACACACACACAGUGUUCAAAUUGGGAUUUGUAAUAUUUUCUAAUAGUUUAAAAGAAGUCUAUUCUCAGCAAGGCUGUACAGUAAAAAAAAUACAUGCCUAAUUCAAGAGGGGGUUCUGAAUGCCAAAAAUAUUAUUUUACUAACUUUUUAAUUUUAAGUAAAAUUUAGCAGAAGACCAGGGUGAUAUUUGGAAGAGUGCCAGGAAAAAAAAUAGUUUUGAUAGGUAUGGUGAGACCCUAUCUGUGUGGAAAUAAUUCAAUAUCACAAUAUAUUGUUAUUUUUGUUUGCUUUUUUUUAACACUAAACCAUGGGGGAGCUUUUAAUCACACAGACUGUACAUGAUGUAUAAGAUGAGGUAUAUUUACAAAAACAAUUACAUCUCUCUGAGUUUUAUUUCAGAAACGUUAUACAGUAUUGUACUAUAAAUCAGUCAUUUGAAAACCCUGCAUUUCCCUGUGUAUAAAAAACAAGUGUUAAGAAUGUGCAACAGAAUGAAUAAAAAUAUGGGAGGGCGGGGCAAACACUUUUUGGUUUUGGUCAAUUAAAAUCAAUUCAAAUAAAUUUUUCAAUGUUACAUUAAUACUUUUACACAAGUAACAUACACAUCUCUGCUACAAACAAACACUUUGUUUCUAGGACCUACCAUUUUCGUACAAUUACAAUGAAAGUGACAGAAGAACAAAUGUUACACCUUACCCAACAGGUGGGGUUAAUUGUAAAACACAAUUUGAACUGAUUGAUUAACUGAUUAUUUAAAUGUUUUUUGUUUUUUUAACUUGAACACAAAUAUUCAAAUACUAUUCUGGGUAAAACUAUGAAGCCCAUAUUUAUAAUACAUUAUAAGGGUAUUCUUAAAGCAUUAUAAUGAAUGCAUAAU
Molecule: messenger RNA, 2860 nt
Organism: Carassius auratus (goldfish)
Lineage: Eukaryota; Metazoa; Chordata; Actinopteri; Cypriniformes; Cyprinidae
Product: gastrula zinc finger protein XlCGF8.2DB-like
Exons: 4
Coding region: 321-1496 (391 amino acids)
Biological process (GO): regulation of transcription by RNA polymerase II
Cellular component (GO): nucleus
Molecular function (GO): DNA-binding transcription factor activity, RNA polymerase II-specific; RNA polymerase II transcription regulatory region sequence-specific DNA binding
Source: RefSeq, a predicted model, not a curated record